AUUGAGAGUUUACUGCGCAUGUACAUUUAAAUAUUUGGCAAAAUUUGUUGUCUUUUCAGGACAUCAUAAUAUUUAUUUAAUUUAAAGUAUACACAGACUAUAUUAUAUUAAUCAUAAGUUAAAAGUUAAACGAUCUUAAACAGUGUGAAAAAUAAGUGAACGUGUAGAAAAACAUAGAGCAAGGAAAAAGAAGUUGAAAGAAAUAAGGAAUUUAAUAAGGCAAAACUUUAGACAAAAAUAACAACUACAGUUAAAAUUGAAAACGAGAGAUGCAACCAGAAAGAGAGAGAUUAAACUCGAUCGUUUUAAAUGGAAUUACAAGUCGGAGAUUGUGGGAAUUGUUAGGAACUGCUUGCGUCUUCCUAGUCGCACCUCUCAUCAUGAUCGCUAUAAUCAUUUUAUACAUAUACCGUCGUUUGGUCGAGUUCGCAUUAAGAAUCCAGUUGCGGGACAAGUUCGCCGGUCUCUUGGAGGGCAUGGAUUGCAUAUGGGCUAUUGAAGACGCCGUUUCUCCAUGCAUUAUCAAUACCUUGAUGAUACUGGAAAAAGCUCCGCAGGACUCAAACGCGAACUUCCUGGAGUCUUUAAGAAUUCUGAUGAAUGAACGGAUUGUUUCGAAGGCCGCUGGCACGACAUUUGAAAAAAUGUUUUACCUUCGAAGUCAGAAAUUCGGUUACUAUUUUUGGGAGAGAAGCGAGACGGUGAACCUGAAAGACAGGAUCAGAUGGCUGGAGUGUGUGAACGCCAACUGCGACGGAUCCUGCGAGAAUAUCUGCAGCGAGUCCUUCAGGAAGACCUUAGAAAGCGUGUGCACCAAACCGUUGCCCAAUGAUGGCCGGGCCGCGUGGGAGAUUCUCGUCGGGAGACGCUGCCCGAGAUCCAGAUCUCACGAAAAGGAUUAUUUAUGUCCCGAUGAGAGCUUCAACACCGACACCCGGAAAAUUCCCGUGCUAAUUCGCAUUCAUCAUUCUCUAGGCGAUGGGGUGGCCCUUCUGGGCCUAUGGUUCAAAGCGAUCGUCGAGGAGGACGAGACAAAAGAGACGAGAGUAAAGAUCAAGAAUAUCGCCUCGUCAAGCAAGACUCAAGAACGUUUAAAGCCGUUAAAACAACAAGUGAAAAUGUUGACCAAGCAUACGUGGUUGAGUCACAAAGUUAUCGUGACACAACUGUAUAGAAGAAUUAAAGAGGUCACGAGGAUAACGAUGGCUUUAUUUUCUUAUCCGAAAUACGUCGUUCAACUAGCUGUUCGUAGUACGGACAAAAAUAUUAAACUAAACUCCUGAAAAAAAGCAAGAAAAUAAA
Molecule: messenger RNA, 1302 nt
Organism: Wasmannia auropunctata (little fire ant)
Lineage: Eukaryota; Metazoa; Arthropoda; Insecta; Hymenoptera; Formicidae
Exons: 3
Coding region: 270-1283 (337 amino acids)
Source: RefSeq, a predicted model, not a curated record